Molecule: messenger RNA, 1497 nt
Organism: Lathyrus sativus (Indian pea)
Lineage: Eukaryota; Viridiplantae; Streptophyta; Magnoliopsida; Fabales; Fabaceae
Source: the annotation of a GenBank genome assembly
AUGGCGAACGAGAACGAACCCGCGAAACUCCUGUUACCAUACCUUCAACGCGCCGAUGAAUUGCAGAAACACGAACCUCUCGUCGCUUAUUACUGUCGAUUAUAUGCGAUGGAGCGUGGAUUGAAGAUUCCACAAAGUGAUCGCACCAAAACCACUAAUUCUCUUCUUGUUUCACUCAUGAAACAACUCGAAAAGGAUAAAAAGUCAAUCCAACUGGGGCCUGAAGAUAAUUUAUAUCUUGAGGGAUUUGCUUUGAAUGUGUUUGGAAAAGCAGACAAGCAAGAUCAUGCUGGAAGAGCAGAUAUAAGUACGGCAAAAACAUUUUAUGCUGCUAGCAUCUUUUUUGAGAUUCUUAAUCAAUUUGGACCAGUUCAGCCUGAUCUGGAGCAGAAGCAGAAGUAUGCAGCAUGGAAAGCAGCUGAUAUAAGAAAGGCUUUGAAAGAAGGAAGGAAGCCUGUGGCUGGUCCACCUGCUGGCGACGAGGACCUGUCUGUUCCAUCAAGUUCUCCUAGUAUUAGAUAUGAUCCUGGGGCUACCGAAACUUCUGCUUCCAGUGCUGGAUCUGAAUCUGAUUCAACACGUAGUUAUCAUAACCCUGUCAACUUCCAGAAUAUGCCGAGCAUUCAUCCUGCUCCUAAAUUCAAUGAUACUGUUAAUGAUCAGAAUUCUGCAAGCAUUCCACCAUCUUCGCAGUUUCAUGAUAGGGUAGAUGAUAAUAAGCAUUCUUCGAUUGUUUCUCCAUCAUCUCACUCUUAUACACCUGGAGUUUAUCCCUCUCAAGAUUUUCAUCCACCUCCAUCUUCCCAGGAUUAUCAUCAUCCACCUCCAUCUUCCCAAGAUUAUCAUCAUCCACCACCAUCGCAGGAUUAUCAUCAUCCACCACCUUCCCAAGAUUACCAUCCUCCACCGCCUUCCCAAGAUUAUCAUUCUCCUCCACCUUCCCAGGAGUACCAUCCUCCACCACCUUCCCAAGAUUAUCAACCUCCACCUUCCCAAGAUUACCAUCAUCCUCCACCUGCUAGAUCAGACAGUUCUUAUUCUGAGCACUACAACCACCACCAAUACUCACCAGAUCAGUCACAAAAUUUAGGUCCUAAUUACCCUUCUCAUGAAACUCCCUCUUCUUACUCUCUUCCCCAUUUUCAAUCUUAUCCAAGUUUCUCAGAAAGCACCCUACCAUCGGUACCAGUAAACCAGACAUAUUAUCAAGGGCCAGAUGCUUCAUAUUCUUCCCAGUCAGCGCCUCUAGCUACAAACCAUUCAUUAAAUACCCAAAACAGUCUCAGCAGCAGAAAUGGAUCUGUCUUGGAGCCCAAGUCAACAACUCAGACAUACCAGUAUGACUGUAAUUAUCAGCCAGCACCUGAAAGAAUAGCAGAGGCACACAAGGCUGCAAGAUUUGCUGUUGGGGCACUGGCAUUCGAUGACGUCUCAAUUGCAGUAGACUACUUGAAGAAAUCACUUGAGUUGCUGACAAAUCCAUCAGUUGGCCAGUAA